Molecule: messenger RNA, 1800 nt
Organism: Amoebophrya sp. A25
Lineage: Eukaryota; Dinophyceae; Syndiniales; Amoebophryaceae
Source: the annotation of a GenBank genome assembly
CCGACAUCAUUUGCACAGGUGGUAGACGUGUUGUUAUAGCACGCCUAAGGGGCUGCGCUUAGUUUUAUUUGUCUGUUGGUGGUGUGAAGGCUACUAACAGAUUCUCAUCUGGUCCUAGUCAAACUUCCGUGGUCAUAUAAUUCUGUAAUAUUAUCUCAAUUUCUAGAUAUUAACUUGAGUCAGUCCUCUAACUUAAGUUGACUUGUACGUACUUAGUUAAUACUGGAGCGACAUUUGUGGUAUUGGCAACCAAAAAUGGCAGCUGCUCCAGAUACAAGUUCAGCGGAAGCGCUCGUGGAGCAGGGAGCGAAGGAGAUAAAAAACCCGACACCAGAGCAGCUACAGCAAGCGUUACAGCAAAUCGAUAACGAGAUCAGCUUUCUGAUCGGGAAAAUAUCAGACCUCGAUCAGGAGGUAAUUCAAAAGAUGAUUGUGCAGCGCGAAGUUGGAACGAGAAGACGCCUUCAUGUUGCAUAUGAUGGAUGAGCACCCAAAUUUCCAUCGUGUUCCAAGAACAUCUAUUCUAUCAUGAUAAACGUUAUAUAUUACUUAUUUACUUAGAUGGUAUUUUUUGCUAACUCGUCAGUCUCUCUCGCUCUCCCACAACUUUACAGAAACGGGAACACGAACUGGUUCUUAGCGCAUUGGAGAAAGUUCCGGAUGCUAGGAGAUGUUGCCGUAUGGUUGGCGGAAUCCUGGCAGAACGUAUAAUUCUAAUUUUUCUUCUUCACGUUUUCAUACGACGUACUACACAAAAUGGAAUUAUUUUACGGGAAAUUAUCCGGAGUGGUCACCGCAGUCUUUUUUUCAAUCCAUCCCAAGCAACUAUACCCAACAAAUAACAGGAACGGUGAAGGAGGUCCGGCCACAAGUUAAAGACAACAAGGAAAGAAUAGACGGCGUGAUAGGGAAGUUUAAAGAGGACCUUGAGAAGAAGGGAAAGAUCAGGAAGCAGUUCGUUCAAAAGUACUAGUCUUUUCUGAGGUGUCUUCUGUCGAUUCUCAUCUGUAGACUUUUUUGGAAGAACGCUUCCUUGUGAUCAUUAUUUUUUCGAACCAAAGAAAUGCAAAUCAUGCAUCCAGUUCAUCUAGCCUAUAGCUUUACUUUGUGAGUCACCAGGUGAGUAUUGUUUUGCAUCACAUUUUCUAAAACAUACUAGGUACAAUUUGAACCAGACAUCCCAAGCGAAUCCGGUUGCGCAGACCAAGCAAGCAAAUCAGCAGGCAGCCGGGGUGCUUGUGUAGGCGUUUUGCCCGACCAUCUACUGUUCUUCCGGAUGUGCAUAUGCCGUUCGCAGCAAAAGAGAAAUGUGACUCCACCCCAGAAAAUGCCUCAUACUUUUGAAUACUCUAUCCCCAUUGGCCCUUGUCAUGAGCAUAUUGGUUGAUGAAUACUUCAAGAUUUACGUCGUGUGACGAAAUAGUCGAAGGACAGCCUUCUUGUUGGUCAAUAUUACUUAUUCUGUAUUUCUCGCUUGACAAGAAGUUGAUGCACUUCCAAUAGUAAAAUAAAGCGAUGACAGAUGACACUAUCAACGAAAGGUCCUGUGCUCGGUCUCAUCACCAGCACAUUCCCUUGACAGAAGGCGCAAUUGCUCUCCGUCUUCUGUCGUUUUCUGGAACACGUCAAGGAUUUACAAAUUGGAAUCUUCCUGCAAGCUGGAACGAAGUCCAAUGAAAAAAACGUCGAGGUCUGAUAUGAUGAGAAGCGACUUUUAGUAGAGUUGUUGACUAAAAGAGCAUAGGUAUUAUACGUAUACAUAGAUAGCUGGAGGAGCAGUGGCACAAGGACAAGUUGAAC